Messenger RNA from Exophiala viscosa, 754 nucleotides. RefSeq lists its product as uncharacterized. Lineage: Eukaryota; Fungi; Ascomycota; Eurotiomycetes; Chaetothyriales; Herpotrichiellaceae. The transcript has a single exon. Bases 170 to 754 code for a protein of 194 amino acids. The record is from RefSeq and is a predicted model, not a curated record.
CGUGACGUCAUGGUGUUUUUCUUUACGAACAUCUUGCUACAAACCAACAACGCCUGAGACCUCGUACCAGGAAGAUCAAUAAGGCUUCUGGUUUUGUUUCGAUACCGGUGACUCUACCUCUGUUCUCACUACCCAAAACUCCUUCUUCGAGCCCUUAUUCGCUGUCACAAUGAGUCCCUCUAAUCAAUCAACUCAUCUACUUCGUCUACUCGCUAGAGACAUCCAAGCGACCACACGCCUUCAACGAACUUUCUCCUCCUCGCCGUCUCUCGGCAUACAGAGGAAGCGUGUGCUCGACCCCUUCCGCACACCGCCGCAAUUCCACGACGCAUUACGUUUAUGUUCGGCAAACAACACGUUAUUACUCGCGCUCUUCACCACGUCUGCAUGCGCACCGUGUCGGACCAUCACGCCAUUGUUGACGAGUCUGGUGGAGACGCGUCCCGUGGCGCCGGAAGACAAGUUCUCGGGCUUAGCGUUCGCCGAGGUCGAGCUGGACAGCCCCGACAACAGCAAUGGAAACAUGAUGGAUCUUGGGGUUGAGUGGGGCGUGACCAGUAUGCCUACGCUCAUUGGGUUUGGAGGGCGGAGGGCAGAACGUGUCACGGAACGGGUUGUUGAUACGAGGAUGUUGAGUGAUCCGGUUAGGAUGGCGGAGUGGGUUGAUGAGUGGAUGAGGAAAGGGGAUCCGUUUGCAAAGGGUGGGAGUGGUGGUGCGGGAGGGGGAGGGAUACUCUCGCGGAUCUUUGGGUGA